This is a messenger RNA of Aethina tumida (small hive beetle), 1737 nucleotides long. Its product is annotated as pickpocket protein 28. Lineage: Eukaryota; Metazoa; Arthropoda; Insecta; Coleoptera; Nitidulidae. The transcript is spliced from 8 exons. Gene Ontology annotation, biological process: sodium ion transmembrane transport. The record is from RefSeq and is a predicted model, not a curated record. The coding region runs from base 83 to 1687 and encodes 534 amino acids. Gene Ontology annotation, molecular function: ligand-gated sodium channel activity. Gene Ontology annotation, cellular component: membrane.
GUAAAAUUGGCACGUAAGCCUCUAGAGAUUAUAUUUUGAACACAUACAAAAGCCUUCAGUUAACUUUUAUAAUAGAGCCAACAUGUCGGAAAACUCGCAUAAAUCAAUCACACUAAAAGAAAAGCUAUCUAUAUAUUUUCGCGAGUAUAGCUUAUUUACAGGUAUUCACGGUGUUGCUUUUGUUGCUGAAAAACGAACCUGGUGUGAAAAGCUUUGGUGGAUAUUUGCAAUAUGUUGUUCAUUGUACUGUUGCAUAUAUUUGAUAAUGCUCACUUGGAACAAAUGGAUUACGACUCCAGUAAUUGUUAGUUUUGCGACGCAAGAGACACCUAUUUUUGACAUUCCACAUCCUGCCGUAACAAUUUGCCCAGAAGUCAAAACAAGACCUAAUAUUUUCAACUACACUGAUUUAUUGUUUAAGAAAGAGGAUGGUAUUCAGCUAGAUCCAGAAAUAGAGCAACAAUUCAGUUACAUCUCAGAAGUUUGCAUAUUCCAUCCAGAGUUGAAAUAUCCUGUUCCAAAAUAUUUUGAUGAUGGUAUUUAUGAGUUUUUUGAGAAAACUUCUCCGAAGUUUUAUGAAGAUAUUAGAGACUGUUGGUUUAUGGGGCAAGAAUAUAAUUGUAAAGAUCUUUUCAAGCCUAUUAUAGCAGAUGAAGGUUUAUGUUACACCUUUAAUUUACUAGACAGAUCUGAUAUGUUAGCAGAUUCAAUUGUUCACUUCAAAAACUAUCAUAAAAUGUCAGAGGGGAAAGCUGAUUGGUCUUUAUCGAAAGGAUAUACAACUGCAAAAGGCAGAGAUGUUUAUCCAAAAAGAGCACUCUAUGCUGGAGCACUUUUCGCUCUUGAACUGAAAUUUAUGGUUAAUGAUGAAGAUUUGGAUUUCACUUGUGGAACAUCUAUUCAAGGUUAUAAGAUUCAGAUCCAUCAACCAGGAAUGUUGCCUCGUCCAAAAAACCAGCACUUCAGGAUACCGCUGGACCAGUCAGUAAUUGCAGCAGUGAUGCCUAACAUGAUCACAACUUCAGCUGCUGUAAAAAAUUACUCGCCUGAAAGAAGAAAAUGCUAUUUUUCCUCUGAAAGACAGUUAAAAUAUUUCAAAGCCUAUAACCAACAAAAUUGUCAAAUUGAAUGUAUUACUAAUUAUACUCUAAGUAAAUGUGGAUGUGUUGAUUUUUACAUGCCAAGAGAAGCUGCAACUCCUAUUUGUGGAACACCAAUGAAAAGCUGCGUGAAGAAAGCGGAUGAUGAUCGUUUAAACGAUGGAAUUGAUGCGCAACUAAACGAAAGAAUUGGAUUAAAAUUUGAACCUUCAGAAGUCUACAAGGACACCCUUAAAUGUGACUGCCUUCCAGAAUGCACCUCGAUGUCGUACAUUGUCGAAAACUCACAGUCUGAUUGGGAUUGGAUCAAAAAAUAUCAGUUCGAUCGUAAAUCACCAUCUUACAACAAAACAAAGAUUCACAUGUCUUAUCUUCAAGUGUUCUUCAAGUCUAAUCAGUUUAUAACUUCUGAAAGGAAUGAGUUAUAUGGUCCUACAGAUUUCGCUGCCAAUGUUGGAGGUCUUUUGGGACUUUUUACAGGAUUCUCCGUUUUAUCUUUGGUGGAACUUAUCUACUUCUUAACAUUGAGGAUUUUUUGUAAUAUUAAGUUGUAUGGUGUCAAAUAUUGGUAUGGAAAAUUCGAAUAGAUAUGUACAAUUUAUUUUAACAAUGCAAUAAAAUAAUAUGUUUAUGCGUA